Messenger RNA from Striga asiatica, 1326 nucleotides. The record is from the annotation of a GenBank genome assembly. Lineage: Eukaryota; Viridiplantae; Streptophyta; Magnoliopsida; Lamiales; Orobanchaceae.
AUGUGGGUCGACCCGGAUGUCGUAAUGGACCCAUUCAUACUCAGCCUUGCUUUGAAAGCGUGCGGCCUGAAUGUAAAUCUGCGUUACGGUCAAGGGCUGCACGGGUACUCCGUGAAAUCCAACUUCAUCUGCUCGGUUUUUGUCGGGAGUUCGGUCCUCGACAUGUACAUGAAGAACGGAAGAAUUCUCGAGGGGUUUGCAGUCUUUAACGAAAUACCGUCAAGAAAUGUGGUAUCUUGGACAGCUGUCAUCACAGGCCUCGUCCGGGCAGGUCUCCACUCCCGGGGGAUUUUAUAUUUUUACCAGAUGUGGAAAAAUGGGGUCGAGUAUGAUUCCUACACGUUUGCCAUUGCACUCAAGGCUUGUGCUGAUCUCGAGCUGUUGCACAACGGGAAAGAGAUUCACGCCUGCAUAUUAAAAAGAGGUGUAGAAACAACGACAUAUGUAGCCAACAGCCUUUCCACAAUGUACAAUAAGUGCGGGAAAGUCGAAUACGGCUCGUUUCUAUUCGAGCGCAUGACUAAACCGGACGUGGUCUCUUGGACGUCCAUGAUAACAAGAUACAUCCAGACAGGCCAAGAGAAACAGGGGAUUAAUUCUUUUUCGCGCAUGCGAGCAUGCGGGAUAAGCCCCAACGAGUACACUUACGCGGCAGUUAUUUUGGGAGUCGCGAAUCUCGAGUGGGGCCAGCAGCUGCACGCGCACGCUCUGCUCGUGGGUCUCGCAGAAUCUCUAUCGGUAUCGAAUUCUAUCAUGACCAUGUAUUCAAAAUGCGGGCUUCCCGAUUCUGCCCUCGAAAUCUUUCGCCAAAUGACCGCAAGAGACGUAAUCUCCUGGAGCACGAUCAUCGCAGGCCAUUCUCAGGGGGGCCACGCGGAGGAGGCCUUCGAGCUGUUCUCGCAAAUGAGGAAAGAAGGCCCGAGGCCCACUGAGUUCGCUGUGUCAAGCGUGCUGAGUGUUUGCGGCAGCAUGGCUAUUCUCGAUCAAGGCAAACAGUUCCACGCGUACGUUUUAUCCGUUGGCCUCGACCAAACGGCCAUGAUCCCGAGCUCCCUCAUAAACAUGUAUUCGAAAUGCGGUUGCAUUCUAGAGGCUGCGAAAGUAUUCUCGCUUACCCUAAACGACGAUAUAGUCUCGUGGACGGCCAUGAUCAACGGAUACGCGAAGCACGGAUUGAGUCGGGAAGCCAUCGAAUUAUUCGAGAAAAUCCCGGACGCGGGCCUUCGGCCCGACUCGGUGACUUUUAUUGACGUCCUCGGCGCGUGUAGCCACGCGAGGCUCCUCGGUCUGGGGUCCCGCUAUUUCGACUCCAUGAUAGAAAAAUAA